Messenger RNA from Anastrepha obliqua, 1578 nucleotides. RefSeq names its product membrane-bound alkaline phosphatase-like. The record is from RefSeq and is a predicted model, not a curated record. Gene Ontology annotation, biological process: dephosphorylation. Lineage: Eukaryota; Metazoa; Arthropoda; Insecta; Diptera; Tephritidae. Bases 1 to 1578 code for a protein of 525 amino acids. The transcript is spliced from 2 exons. Gene Ontology annotation, molecular function: alkaline phosphatase activity.
AUGUCGUACUCAAGACACUCAGUAGUCCUUGUCACCAUUGCUUGCCACCUGUUGGCGUUUGCGCUUGCGGUGCCCACAUGCGGACAGGACGACGAGGAUUGUCGGGAAAGUCGCAUGCAUCCUGAUUUCGUCAGCACUAACACCAGAGCCUUCUACCAAACGCGAAUAGUAGACGAAGAGACUACCGAAUAUUGGCGUGAUCAAGGCAAACAGUUUGUUAAGGAAAAGCUGAGCGCAGUACCCAACAAGAAAAUCGCCAAAAAUGUGAUUAUGUUCCUGGGUGAUGGCAUGGGCAUCACCACGCACUCUGCGGCACGCAAUCUGCUGGGUGGCGAGGAAAAGUUUCUCGCAUUUGAACAAUUUCCCUACACAGGACUUUCUCGAACCUUCAAUAUCAAUCAAAUAGUGGCCGACUCCGCCUCCACCGCCACCGCUUACUUGUGUGGCGUCAAAGCCAUGGGUGGCACAAUCGGAGUUGGUGGUUAUGUAGAUCGCACUGAUUGCCAACAAACUUCAAAUACUACCAAUUACGUCAGCUCCAUUGCAAAAUGGGCGCUGGAUGCUGGCAAACUGGCAGGAGUUGUGACCACCACAAGGAUUACUCACGCUUCGCCUGCGGGUGUCUAUGCGCACAUAGCUGAACGCGACUGGGAGAACGAUAGUGAGGUGAAGUCCGCCUGUGGCAGUGACAGUCAAGUGCAGGACAUUGCCUAUCAGAUGAUACAUGGCGAAGUGGGUAGCCAGCUUUCAGUUAUGAUGGGUGGCGGUAAGCGUGAAUUUGUAGACACUCAAUUAUAUGCGGCAGGCAAGCGCAGUGAUGGACUCAACUUGAUUGAAGUAUAUCAGAAUCAGAGCAGCAAAAAUGCCUACGUCGAGACGCUAGACCAAUUGAACAGCUUGAAUCUUAGCAGUGUGGAUCGCUUGCUUGGGCUUUUCGAAGACAGCCACAUGUUGUAUCACUUGGAAACUGAUGAGCUCAGCAAUCAGCCAACAUUGGAGGAAAUGACGCGUAAGUCUGUGGAGUUCUUGAGUCGCAACGAGCAGGGCUACUUCAUUUUCAUUGAGGGCGGACGCAUCGAUCACGGCCAUCACGAUACCUAUGCGCGCCUAGCUUUGGACGAAACUCUGGAGUUCUCGAAGGCCAUCCAAGCGGCGCGUGAGUUGACAAGCGAAGAUGAUACUUUGAUUGUGGUAACAGCCGAUCACUCGCAUUCAUUCAGCUAUUCCGGUUAUGCGACACGUGGCAAUGAUAUUUUUGGCCGAACACCUAAUACACCUGCUGACCGCAAACCCUACAUGACUCUGAGCUAUGCAAAUGGUCCCAGUUAUGAAACAUUCUUUGAUGUUGAACAGCAAGCACGCCGCGAUCCAACUACACUAAUAAAAGGCGUGGCAAACGAUCAGUUUCCUUCCACCGUUCCACUCUCCUCCGAAACUCAUGGUGGUGAUGAUGUGGCUGUGCUCGCUUCGGGUCCUUGGGCGCACUUGUUCUCUGGCGUUUAUGAUCAAAACACUAUUCCACAUUUGAUGGCUUACGCCUCGUGCUUGGCAAAUGGUCUUACAGCGUGUUCGCAAUAA